This is a messenger RNA of Cyprinodon tularosa, 3379 nucleotides long. It is a transcript of the gene cds1, whose product is annotated as CDP-diacylglycerol synthase (phosphatidate cytidylyltransferase) 1. Gene Ontology annotation, cellular component: endoplasmic reticulum membrane. The coding region runs from base 270 to 1649 and encodes 459 amino acids. The record is from RefSeq and is a predicted model, not a curated record. The transcript has 13 exons. Lineage: Eukaryota; Metazoa; Chordata; Actinopteri; Cyprinodontiformes; Cyprinodontidae. Gene Ontology annotation, molecular function: phosphatidate cytidylyltransferase activity.
GUCUUCGCACCAGCAGGAGGAGAAGCAGGGACUGCGGUGGUAAACAAACAGGUAUAGAAGCGGCCCCGCACAGCGGAGCUCUUCUGUCGCCAACGGUUGACUUUCAGGGAAUUUGACCUCCUUCACGGACCGCGGAGGAAUUCAAACCGGUUCUAAAAUCCCCCCGAACUCCGACUGCCGAGACUCCAAGGUUCGCCCUCCCCACCUCCCUGCCCUGUGAGUCGGCUUAUGUGACACAUUAGCGUCCCGGGGGGCGAGACGAGCGAAACAUGACUGAGCUGAGGAAGCGAGGCGGCGGCCGCGGAGGAGGAGACCCGGACACCGCCGAGAAUAUCAGCGACAAGGAGGCGGAGAGCGAAGACAGGCUUGGCCUGCAAGGCGAUGCGGAGGGAGAAUGUGACGCCGACACCAAAACUGACACUCCAGAUGUUCCUGUCUCCACAGCAGAUACUGACAACACUCCAGAAUGUCUGAACAAAGCUCUGGAGGGGCUUCCACCCAGAUGGAAGAACUACUGGAUACGAGGACUUUUGUCCAUCUGUAUGAUUUCAGGUUUUUUCCUCAUCAUCUAUAUGGGACCCAUCACUCUUAUCUUUGUGGUCAUGUGUGUUCAAAUCAAGUGUUUCCAUGAAAUCAUCACCAUCGGCUACAGAGUUUACCAUUCCUAUGAGCUGCCUUGGUUCAGGACUCUGAGCUGGUACUUCCUGAUUUGUGUCAACUACUUCUUCUAUGGUGAAACGGUUGCAGAUUAUUUUGGAGCUUUGGUGCGGAGGGAGGAACCUCUGCAGUUCCUGGCUCGUUAUCACCGCUUCAUUUCUUUCACUUUGUAUCUCGCAGGUUUCUGCAUGUUUGUGCUGAGUUUAGUGAAGAAACAUUACCGCCUGCAGUUUUACAUGUUUGCUUGGACCCAUGUGACCCUGUUGAUUGUGGUAACUCAGUCCCACCUUGUCAUUCAGAACCUGUUUGAAGGAAUGAUCUGGUUCAUUGUUCCUAUUUCCAUUGUGAUCUGCAAUGACAUCAUGGCCUAUCUGUUUGGAUUCUUCUUUGGGAGAACUCCUCUCAUCAAGCUCUCACCCAAGAAGACGUGGGAGGGCUUCAUCGGGGGUUACUUCGGCACGGUUGUCUUUGGCUUCAUGCUGUCCUACCUCCUGUCGCAGUUCCAGUACUUUGUGUGUCCCGUGGAGUUCAACAGUGAGACCAACAGGUUCACGGUCGUAUGCGAGCCGUCUGAUCUGUUUGUGAUGCAGGAGUACACCCUCCCCGCUGUGCUGCAGAACACGCUGAGAUGGAAAACGGUGAACCUGUACCCCUUCCAGAUCCACAGUAUCUUCCUGUCGUCCUUCGCCUCCCUCAUCGGGCCCUUUGGAGGCUUCUUUGCCAGCGGCUUCAAGCGAGCCUUUAAAAUCAAAGACUUUGCCAGCACCAUCCCAGGCCACGGAGGCAUCAUGGACCGCUUUGACUGUCAGUAUCUGAUGGCCACUUUCACUCACGUCUAUCUCGCCAGCUUCGUCAGAGGUCCGAACCCCAGCAAAGUGCUUCAGCAGCUCCUGAUGCUUCAGCCUGAGCAGCAGCUCAACAUUUUCAACACCCUGCACUCCCACCUGCAGGAGAGAGGCCUGCUGCCCUCAGCUGCUGUCCAGGCUGAGUAACAAACGCCUUCAGCCGCGUUUCUGAUAGUUAGUAUGAGCACGAGCGCGCUGUGUGUUAUCCCUACAUCCAUCAGCAACCUUCUAGCUCUGCACCCGAGGAAACUCUGUGGAACAAACAAGCAAAAACAAACAAAAGGAAACCAGGAAGGCGUCGUCGUUGGUCUGCUUUGGACCGUCUUCAUCUAAAACAUGGAGGAUAUCUCUCUGAGUGAGGGGAACUUUAAAGCACAUUGCUUUUCCAAUGCCGGCGAUAUUUAGAUCUGGACUCUUUGUUCAUGGACGCUAACUUUGCACUGACUUUUAUGACAUAGGAGGCUUCCACCAGCUGCAGUUUGGACACAGGCUGCUGAGAAGCAGCAGGACUGUUGAACGUUACUUUACAGCCUGGUUCAUUGUCUCCGCUCUAGGUAACGGUUUCACACGCCAUAUCGACACAUGUAGCAUGAAAUGCAAGUCCCGCCUUAGGCUCCUGCUGGAUCAGCGGGUUCAGUCUCCAUUUCCUUAGAUUGAUAGCUUUUAGGAUUCUGAACAAACUGAGUCGCACAAACGGAUGUCUGCAGGCAUGCCGACGCAGAGCGUAGAACAUCAACUGCACACUUGACACUUGAAGUAAUGUAUUGUACAGAAAUAUACUUAAAUAUUUAGCUGAACAAAUACCUAAUAUAUACAUAUAUAUAUUUACUUAGAGAUAUGCUGUGGGAAAACUAAAAAAAACAAACAAUUUAAGCUGUGAGAAAUGAUAUGCAACUAAAGAGAUUAUUUCCUUUUAGCAUCAACAAACUUUAUCUUUAAUAGGCAGCGAUGUAGAUUUAAGCAAACGUUAUUUAGAGAGGGUGAUGUGGAUAAAGCUUUACUUAAACAAAAAAAAGGAUUGUAUAAAUGAAGAGUCGUGUUUCUUUCUGUCCUACGGUGGGAUGAGGAGAUCAGCGCUGCUCUCAUGUCUGCUUCUUAGCAGGGAGCUUUAAUCUAGUGGCACAAAAUAGAUAAGCUGAAUCCCAUUAAAGUUUAAGUCUUUAUACAAACACCUGCAAAGCUCACACACCAACACUGUUCACUUUUUUUUUCCUAUUUAUUUCUACAGUUAAAUUGAAUUAGUUUAGAUGCAUUAAAACAAUAAAGUCGCAUUAGAAACUGUAAACCAGCUAUAGGGAUUAUGAGCCGGUGCUGUAAUAACACCAUUACUGUGAUUCUGGUGGAUUAUGGUGCAGGUUUAAGGGAAAACUAAAUUAUUUUCAUUCAAUCUUUUUUUUUUUUUUAUAAGCUCUUCUUCCCAAUAGUUAGUUAAAAGGUUCAUCAAGAAUGCGUACAGGCAAAAAAUGUAGGAAACAAGAAUGGUAGGUUAAUUAGUUAAUAGAAAAUCCAAUCUGUAAAAGAAAUUCAAUAUACAUAAAAUUCAUGUUUGAUCAUUCAUUCAAUGAUUUAACGAUUUCUGGGCUGAAGUGAAACCUGCAGAGCAGCUCAGAUUCAUCGUUUUUAUAUAACAUGGGAUUUUAUGGAGGGAACAAAAAGCAUUUCUUCUAAACAUGAUUAUUAAAUUUAAACAGAAACAUAGAUGUAUGAGCCAUUACCCGAGAGAUAAACCCAUAAUGUAGCUGGACGUCACAUUAUCAUGCCGCGCUGGUAAAAUUGUAAAAAAACUAUGAUCAUUUUUUUUUCUUUUAAUAAGAUAUCUGUUUUAUUGACAAGUUUAAUCAAGAAUAUGUUAUUAAAUUAUCUUGUUUGUUUCCCCA